AUGCCACCGCAUGAUAUCGUUGAUUCGGUCAACGACGCGCCUUCAUUAUUUUCUUCAAGGUUGGAUCACUUAAGAAGGCAAGCAGUUCAAGAAUUGGCGACCCCUUCGUUAAGUACACCUGUCAAUUUGACUUUGUGGCCUGAUCUUGCCGGUAUGAGUUCAAACGAGCAACUCCGGAAUUGCAGCAAUGGAUCAAACAUUAGGCCUGACAGUCAUGAUUUGCCCUUUUCUGUUAGAGACGAGGAUAAUGUUUCGAUGGCCAAGGGACAAUUGCACGCAAUGGUUAGGAGCCAUUUGAAAGCCUUUUCAAACAGUAUCGAUUUAGACAACGGUACUCUUAAGGUCAUAGCAACGAGUUCCAUGCAUACCAUACUGGCUGCUUGUAGGCUUGAGCAUAUAGGAGUAGCGAGGCUCAAACCGUGCCUCCAUCGUCAAAUUGUGUGCACAUUGAAAGAGUGGCAGCUGGACAAGCGAGCUUAAUGAAAGGUUGUUGCUUAACUUGUUUCGAUUAUUUUGUAAAAGAUGUAGUGAAGAGGAUCAUGGAUGCUAGAUCACAACGGUGGUUAAGUUUAGGUCUUUAGACCUUCGAUGUGGUAAAUGUAUCUCUCUGCGUAUUUUUAGCUUUUCAAGUAGGAUUUAGAAGCAGAUUUAAAACACCAACAUUUUUUCAGUUGAUUUAUACUUACAAUUCACUGACAUGGAGCCCAAAAUGUGCUAUUUUCUCAUUUGAUCACCAUAAUAGAUUGUUUAGCAGGGCAAGGUCAUUUUU
Messenger RNA from Hibiscus syriacus, 769 nucleotides. RefSeq lists its product as uncharacterized. Lineage: Eukaryota; Viridiplantae; Streptophyta; Magnoliopsida; Malvales; Malvaceae. The record is from RefSeq and is a predicted model, not a curated record. Bases 1 to 480 code for a protein of 159 amino acids. The transcript has 2 exons.